This is a messenger RNA of Coregonus sp. 'balchen', 37578 nucleotides long. The record is from the annotation of a GenBank genome assembly. Lineage: Eukaryota; Metazoa; Chordata; Actinopteri; Salmoniformes; Salmonidae.
AUGAAGGGAGGGAGAGAGGGAACAGGGAGAGAGGGAACAGGGAGAGAGGGAACUGAGAGCGGGAGGAAGUGGUGGUGGGAGGGGUGUUGUUGUUGUCUGUAGUGAAAGAAGGCUCUCUCUCGCUUUCACUCAGCUUUAGAUGCUCAGUCUAUCUAGUCUGAGAGGCUUUCAUGCUUCUGUCUCCGGCUGACACACACACACACUGAACCCUCUGUGCUGUGUUUCUCUGUGAUGUGAUUGAACACCAGAUGAUUAGUAUGCAGUCGAAGAGAGACGCUGAAAAACUGUGACACAAAACACACGCGCAUGUGUAGUUGAACUGCUCUGUAUUCAAAGCUACUGGUUUAAUCAUCGACAGCAGCUGGGUUCGGAUCGCUGACUGUUGGAAUUUUGUGGGAAUACCGGAAUGUUCUUGAAGAGCUGUAAUCCCAAGGUUCUGUAAGGCAGUGGAAACGUGUGCGUGUGAGUGUGUGUGUGUGCGUGUGUGUGUGUGUGUGUGUGUGUGGGGGUGGGGGGGGGGGGGGGGGGGGAACGCAGAGUCAGCUAAAAGAGCAGCAGUAAAACAGCUGUUGAGCAUUACAGAGGAGACAUGACUACAGCUAUAUGCCUGUGUGCAUGAUGGGAAAGACAGACACACACAGACUCCCAACUGAUGUGUCUGAAACCAGUCACAACUCCUGAAUGCCAGCAGCAGGAUCAACUCCUACAUUCCGACCAACAGGAAACAGUCCAUGUAGCUGGUUCUAAUAUGAAUGGGAACAUUCUAAAGCAGUGUUCCUCUUUAAUCCUGGUCCUGAGGACCCAAAGGGGGGCACAAUCUGCACAUUUUUGUUUUUGCCCUAGCACCUGAUUCCACUAAUCAACUCAUUAAACCUUUUGAUUAGUGGAAUCGGACGUGUAGUGAUAUGGCAAAAACAAAAAUGUACACACCUUUGGAUCCCCAGGACUAGGAUCAAUAAACACUGGUCUAAAGGCUUUAGGCAGAGCCAGAACCAUAGUGAUCCCUCCCUCUAUGUACGUCUAUGACUCUGGCUUUAGGCAGAGACGGAACCAUAGUGAUCCCUCCCUCUAUGUACGUCUAUGACUCUGGGUUUAGGCAGAGCCAGAACCACAGUGAUCCCUCCCUCUAUGUACGUCUAUGACUCUGGCUUUAGGCAGAGACGGAACCAUAGUGAUCCCUCCCUCUAUGUACGUCUAUGACUCUGGGUUUAGGCAGAGCCAGAACCACAGUGAUCCCUCCCUCUAUGUACGUCUAUGACUCUGGCUUUAGGCAGAGACGGAACCAUAGUGAUCCCUCCCUCUAUGUACGUCUGUGACUCUGGGUUUAGGCAGAGCCAGAACCACAGUGAUCCCUCCCUCUAUGUACGUCUAUGACUCUGGCUUUAGGCAGAGACGGAACCAUAGUGAUCCCUCCCUCUAUGUACGUCUAUGACUCUGGGUUUGGCAGAGCCAGAACCACAGUGAUCCCUCCCUCUAUGUACGUCUAUGACUCUGGCUUUAGGCAGAGACGGAACCAUAGUGAUCCCUCCCUCUAUGUACGUCUGUGACUCUGGGUUUAGGCAGAGACAGAACCACAGUGAGGUGGUGUCACGGUUUAACUUGGGAAUCCACUGUCAUUAGAGAUAUAGUAGGCUGUCUGUCUGACCUCUCUGUACAACAGGGUCAGAUGAGUGGAGUGGAACUGAUCUAUCCUGUCGGGGGACACGCGCACACACACACACACACGCACACACACACACGCACACACACGCACGCACACACACAUACACACACUCUGCCAGGCGGAAAGUAGAUCUGUGUUCUUGGGUGUCUAACUCUCCCCCCCCCCAUCGUACCUUGCCUCCUUUAAACCACUAAUUGAUCUGCAUCACACAGAGAGAGAGAGAGAGAGAAGUAGCUAAUUGAUCUCUGUGUAAUCCUCCCAGUGAGUAUGGACGACAGUUUAAAUCCAGUUAGAGGGUAUCAAGCACAGCUGAUACUGAGCAGCGUUUCUCUCUUUCUGGUCCUGACGAGGAAAACAAAAUGUCGGUUCUCUUCUGCACUGUUGAAACAAUCCAGUAAAUGUGGAGGAGGAGUUCAGAUGAAGUGUCCAAAAGAGGAAGUCAUAACACAGGCUGUCUUUCCAGUUCCCCUGGAAACAGGAAGCAUCCAGUUGUGUCCGACCCCGCAGAGGGUGCCCAGAUACCAGACACCAAGACCUUAUAACGGGUCCCAGAUCUGUGCUACCGUGAGGUGAUGCACCUAUGUCACACCCUCCAUCACGCUAGCUCUUUGUGGGUGGGUGCAUGCUCUCAUUCUAUCCCUCUCUCUCUGUCUCUCUCUGUCUCUCCCUGUCUCUCUCUCUCUCUCUCUCUGUGUCUCUCUCUCUGUCUCUCUGUGUGUGUGUCUCUCUCUCUCUCUCUCUGUGUCUCUCUCUCUGUGUCUCUCUCUCUGUCUCUCUGUGUGUCUCUGUCUCUCUCUCUCUCUGUCUCUCUCUCUCUCUCUCUGUGUGUCUCUCUCUGUGUGUGUGUGUCUCUCUCUCUGUGUCUCUCUCUCUCUGUGUCUCUCUCUCUGUAUGUGUCUCUCUUUCUCUCUCUCUCGCUCUAAUAAAAAAGUAGGGGUUUCCCAUAUUCCCAUAGAAAUACAUUUGAUAGAAAAUAAACACCAUAUCCCCGGCCCCUAGUGAUGUUUGAAAUAUCUGUCAGGUUUCCUUGACUACAUGAUCAGAGUCUCACUCUAAAAGAAAAACUUUGAUUGUGUCCCAAAUGGGGUCCAUGAAAGCCAGCUGUGACUGGUCAAAAGUACUGCACUAUAUAGGGAAUAGGGUGCACACUUUGUUUGUCAUGGUGGUGGCAUACAUUUUCUGUAGCCCCAUUCUCUCACCCACUGUCACCCCUACCAGCCCCCCUCCAAUACCCACUCUCUACACACCUAAGCUCAGUCCCAAACCCCCUUCUCUCUCCCUUCACUCUACCCUCACUCACCUGAAAGGAUACUAUUACUAUGUGGAAUCCAGGCAUGUUGUGGUCUCUUUGGAUAAAAGUGUCUGCUAAAUGGCAUAUACAGUUGAAGUUGGAAGUUUACAUACACCUUAGCCAAAUACAUUUAAACUCAGUUUUUCACAAUUCCUGACAUUUAAUCCUAGUAAAAAUGCCAUGUCUUAGGUCAGUUAGGAUCACCACUUUAUUUUAAGAAUGUGAAAUGUCAGAAUAAUAUUAGAGAUAAUUAUUUAUUUCAGCUUUUAUUUUUUUCAUCACAUUCCCAGUGGGUCAGACGUUUACUUAUACUAAAUUAGUAUUUGGUAGCAUUGCCUUUAAAUUGUUUAACUUGGGUCAAACGUAUCGGGUAGCCUUCCACAAGCUUCCCACUUUAAGUUGGGUACAUUUUGUCCCAUUCCUCCUGACAGAGCUGGUGUAACUGAGUCAGGUUUGUAGGCCUCCUUGCUCACACACGCUUUUUCAGUUCUGCCCACAAAUUUUGUAUAGGAUUGAGGUCAGGGCUUUGUGAUGGCCACUCCAAUACCUUGACUUUGUUGUCCUUAAGCCAUUUUGCCACAACUUUGGAAGUAUGCUUGGGGUCAUUGUCCAUUUGGAAGACCCAUUUGCGACCAAGCUUUAACUUCCUGACUGAUGUCUUGAGAUGUUGCUUCAAUAUAUCCACAUAAUUUUCCUUCCUCAUGAUGCCAUCUAUUUUGUGAAGUGCACCAGUCCCUCCUGCAGAAAAGCACCCCCCACAGCAUGAUGCUGCCAUCCCCGUGCUUCACGGUUGGGAUGGUGUUCUUCGGCUUGCAAGGUACCCCCUUUUUCCUCCAAACAUAACAAUGGUCAUUAUGGCCAAACAGUUCUAUUUUUGUUUAAUCAGACCAGAGGACAUUUCUCCAAAAAGUACGAUCUUUGUCCCCAUGUGCAGUUGCAAACCGUAGUCUGGUUUUUUUAUGGCGGUUUUGGAGCAGUGGCUUCUUCCUUGCUGAGCGGCCUUUCAGGUUAUGUCGAUAUAGGACUCGUUUUACUGUUGAUAUAGAUACUUUUGUACCUGUUUCCUCCAGCAUCUUCACAAGGUCCUUUGCUGUUGUUCUGGGAUUGAUUUGCACUUUUCGCACCAAAUUACGUUAAUCUCUAGGAGACAGAACACGCGUUAAUCUCUAGGAGACAGAACACGCGUCUCCUUCCUGCUAAAUGACUAAAUGAGCGGUAUGACGGCUGCGUGGUCCCAUGGUGUUUAUACUUGCAUACUAUUGUUUGUACAAAUGAACGUGGUACCUUCAGGCGUUUGGAAAUUGCUCCCAAGGAUGAACCAGACUUGUGGAGGUCUACAAUAAUUUUUCUGAGGUCUUGGCUGAUUUCUUUUGAUUUUCCCAUGAUGUCAAGCAAAGAGGCACUGAGUUUGAAGGUAGGCCUUGAAAUAAAUCCACAGGUACACCUCCAAUUGACUAAAAUGAUGUGAAUUAGCCUAUCAGAAGCCAUGACAUCAUUUUCUGGAAUUUUCCAAGCUGUUUAAAGGCACAGUCAACUUAGUGUAUGUAAACUUCUGACCCACUGGAAUUGUGAUACAGUGAAUUAUAAGUGAAAUAAUCUGUCUGUAAACAAUUGUUGGAAAAAUUACUUGUGUCAUGCACAAAGUAGAUGUCCUAACUGACUUGCCAAAACUAUAGUUUGUUAACAAGAAAUGUGUGGAGUGGUUGAAAAACGAGUUUUAAUGACUCCAACCUAAGGGUAUGUAAACUUCCCACUUCAACUGUAUUAUAUUCUGCUGUGGUUUGGAAUUGAUCCCUGUAUUGACCUAACAGGAUGGAGUGGACACUAUACACUACUACAGUAUAGCAAGGGGAAAGGGAUCAAGGCUGUGGUUUGGAAUUGAUCCCUGUAUUGACCUAACAGGAUGGAGUGGACACUAUACACUACUACAGUAUAGCCAGGAGAAAGGGAUCAAGGCUGUGGUUUGGAAUCGAUCCCUGUGGUCCAUUUAAUAAUAAUAAGUAAAUGUUUCUUCUGUCGCACUCUGGUGUCAUAUGAGUGACUGUCUGUUCUGUGGGGUCUGUUCUGUCUCCUCCGUUCCCAUGGUAGUAUUUAUUAAAAGUCGACACUGGCUAGCUACAGUGGCUAGCAACAGUGGCUAGCUUAGCUAACGAACUAGCAUGACCAGAAUGACACAUUGAUGAAGCACCAAAGGCACACCCCAUUUCUGUUCGAAAAUUGAUGAAGAGGCAGAGUUGGACCGUUUUUCAUGCCCAAAGUCCUCCUUUUUUUAAAUUGACCCUUAUUUGACUAAAAGGUAGUUUGACUGAGACACAUUCUCAUUCACAGCAACAACCUGGGGAAGAGGAGAGGGGAUGAAUGAGCCAAUUGGAAGCUAGGGAUGAUUAGGUGGCCAUGAUGGUACAUUUAGCGAGGACACCGGGGUUAACACCCCUACUCUUAGGAUAAGUACCAUGGGAGCGCCUCUGGUUCUGUCUCUCUCCAUCUCUGGAUAUAUGAACUAGGCUCUGGACACAGUCACGAUGGAAGUAGUGACAUGUCUUGUUCGCAUUCCAUAAGGAUGCUUUUAUAUUGAGGUAACAUUCAAAGAGCAGAAGUGUCCCAUUUCUAUAAGUUUUGUUGAGAUGGUGACACUGUUUCCUUAGAUAUGUAUAUGUUGUUAUGUCAAGGGAAGCCAUGUGGCCUGGUGUCUUUAUUUACCUUUAUUUAACUAGGCAAGUCAGUUAAGAACAAAUUCUUAUUACAAUGACGCCUAACCGGCCAAACCCGACGAGCGGGCCAUUGUCGCCGCCCUAUGGGACUCUCCAAAUCACGGCCGGUUGUGAUACAGCCUGGAAUCGAGCCAGGGUCUGUAGUGACGCUUCCUUAGCACUGAGAUGAGUGCCUUAGACCUGAUUCCCGCCCACUCGGGAGUGUAGUGACCUACUGGGGUCAUUCUAGCUACGCUAGUCACUAGCUGUACACAGUGUAAAGCACUGGGGUAUUCAAACGUUUCCCUUGGCGGUCCGAAGUACUGCUGGUGUUCUGUCCUACCGGAUAAUCCCAAAGCUCAGCCACCUGGGGCUGUUGUGUGUAGAUGGUAUCUCUUCACCUGUAGCACAAUUCCUAUGGAACUUGUUUUAGAUUGUUUUCGGCAGCUGCAGAAUUCCUGUCCGCUAUUCCGGAACCUACAGACAUUGUCCCGGCAUGAUCUGGAGCAGAAUGCUUUUCCAUGUGUAUCCUGGAGGAAGGGAAACUUCCUUCACGCUUUCACAGCAGACAUAUCCAGCUGUGUGUUUAUAUCAUGUCACAGAGAAAGACCAUGAACCAAAUCACAUUUAUUGUCACAUGCUUCUUAAACAACCUACUCACAGUUCAACCUUUGCCAGCCCCUCCCCUCUUUCUUUCUGCUUUCCUUCCUCUUUCAUCUUACUCUCUGUCAGACAUCAUUCUCCCAUCCCCCUCUCCUGCUCUCCCUCAUCUGGUUCUCUCUUUCAUCUGGUUCUCUCUUUCAUCUGGUUCUCUCUUUCAUCUGGUUCUCUCUUUCUCUCUUUUUGAGUCAGACAAACCUUACCCCUCUUUUUACAUUUUACAUUUUAGUCAUUUAGCAGACGCUCUUAUCCAGAGCGACUGAGUGCAUACAUUUUUCAUACUGGCCCCCCGUGGGAAUCGAACCCACAACCCUUGCGUUGCAAGCGCCAUGCUCUACCAACUGAGACCACCCCCCCCCCCCCCCCCCCCCCCCCCUCUCUCUCAAUUCAAUUAAAUUGCUUUAUUGCUUCAAUAAGUGCUUUAUUGACAUGGGAAACAUAUGUUUACAUUGCCAAACCAAGUGAAACAGAUAAUAAACCAAAGUGAAAUAAACAAUAAAAAAUGAACAGUAAACAUUACACUCAGAAGUUUCAAAAGAAUAAAGACAUUUCAAAUGUCAUAUUAUGUCUAUAUACAGUGUUGUAAUAAUGUGCAAAUAGGAAAAGUACAAAUGGAAAAAUAAAUAAUAUGGAUUAUGGGUUGCAUUUGGUGUUUGUUCUUCACUGGUUGCCCUUUUCUUGUGGCAACAGGUCACCAAUCUUGCUGCUGUGAUGGCACACUGUGGUAUUUCACCCAAUAGAUAUGGGAGUUUAUAAAAAUUGGGUUUGUUUUCAAAUUCUUUGUGGAUCUGUAUAAUCUGAGGGAAAUAUGUGUGUCUAAUAUGGUCAUACAUUUGAGGAGGUUAGGAAGUGCAGCUCAGUUUCCACCUCAUUUUGUGGGCAGUGUGCACAUAGCCUGUCUUCUCUUGAGAGCCAGGUCUGCCUACGGCGGCCUUUCUCAAUAGCAAGGCUAUGCUCACUGAGUCUGUACAUAGUCAAAGCUUUCCUUAAGUUUGGGUCAGUCACAGUGGUCAGGUAUUCUGAGUUAUGAGUCUCCUCGAAGCCUACCUUUGACUAUGUACAUACCCAGCGUGCGACAGAGCGAGUUGAGAGAGUUGUGACCCGUUUUUGUUGGUUAUGUUGUCGUAGUUGUGCCUAGGGGGGCAUAUGGGGGAGGGAAUGCUGUCACCUCCAGGUAGGUGUUUGUCCCCCUGUGUGCUGAGGGUGUCAGGUUCUUGUCCAGUUCUGGCAUUUAGGUUGCCACAGACUAGUACAUGUCCCUGGGCUUGGAAGUGAUUGAUUUCCCCCUCCAGGAUGGAGAAGCUGUCUUCAUUAAAGUAUGGGGAUUCUAGUGGGGGGAUAUAGGUAGUACACAGGAGGACAUUUUUCUCUGUUGAGAUCAUUUCCUUUAGAUUUUCUAGCCAAAUGUAAAAUGUUCCUGUUUUGAUUAAUUGAAUAGAGUGAGUUAGGUCUGCUCUAUACCAAAUUAGCAUACCCCCUGAGUCCCUUCCCUGUUUCACACCUGGUAGUUUGGUGGAUGGGACUACCAGCUCUCUGUAACCUAGAAGGCAACCAGUGGGUCCGUCUCCUCUAUACCAUGUUUCUUGUAGGAUGACAAUGUCUGUAUUUCCGAUUUCUUUGGUGAAGUCCAGGCUCCUGCUCUUUAAGCCAAAGGCAGAUGACCUCAGGCCUUGCAUAUUCCAGGAUGAAAUAGUGAAGGCUUUCUGUUCCAUAAAGUGUCCAAUGUUGUUAGUCGUGUGGUUUGGCCUCAGACCAGUAUGUGUAAGCAGAGCCUGCUGAGCAUCUGGUACAUGCCAUUGGCUUGGGCUAGUGUAAGAGUGGGGGUUGGGGCUGUUUGCCUGCUCACGGCUUGGGCGUAUGUGUGACUUUCAUGUUGAGGCCCUCUUUGCGGGAGUGAGGGGCAUGGGGUGGGCAGGAGGGGCAUAGGUCUGAUCUGAGGGGGCCUAAAUGGGGUGUGGGCAUGGUUGACUUGGGGGGGUGUUAAUUUGUUGGGGUGUGGAUGUGGCUGAUGGUGCUGUGGUCUGGAUGUAGGUCCUCUCGGCGUGGGUCCUCUAUGUGUAGGUCCGGGGGGGGUGUCUGUUGAUCUGUUGCUCCUGUGUGAGGUGUUGGUCUCUCUCUCUCUCUCUCUCUGUGUCAGACAUCAAAGUGUUCAGUGUGUGUAUGUGAUCUGUGUGGUGGGUCCUGACACACUGCUCCCCUAAGUCCUGCUUCUGCUACCCCAAAGCAGGAGUGAGUGUGUGAGAUGAGUGUGUGUUGUUAGCCUGAUUCAUCUGACACACAGCCUCACUUCUGCUCCCCAAACACCUCUGUCGCAGCUGGAGAGAGUGUGUGUGUGUCUGGCCCCCCGAACUGGGGGGAAAAAAAGCUUAGCAUGGCUACAGAUGUCAGAUCUUAAUUUGACCCUUUUUGUCGCAGUAUGCUCGGGAGGCGAAGGUCAUGUCAUGCGUCCUCCAAAACAUGACCCGCCAAACCACACUUCUUAACACCCGCCCGCUUAACCCGGAAGCCGUUCAACUGACGACUGAGGUCAGCCUGCAGGCACCCGGCCCUCCACAAGGAGUCGCUAGAGCGUGAUGAGCCAAGUAAAGCUCAACUAAAUCGUCUUUGGCUCAAACGCAUACACACCUUGACAGCUUUACAAAAUGAAAUAUUAAAGCCCCACAAUACAGGCUUUCAGUCCACAACAAAGAAGACUUCAAAUGCCGUCAUCAAACUGAAAGUACAGUAGGCCUGUACUAUGCCAGCAGAGGCUGCUGACGAGAGAACGGCUGACAGUUUUAUCUCCAUCUCUUCAUUCAAAGACUCAAUCAUGGACACGUUUACUGACAGUUGUGGCUGUUUCAGGUGAUGUAUUGUUGUCUCUACCUUCUUGCCCUUUGUGCUGUUGUCUGUGCCCAAUAAUGUUUGUGCCAUGUCUUGUGCUGCUACCAUGUUGUGCUGCUGCCAUGUUGUGUUGCUACCAUGUUGUUUUCAUGUUGUGUUGCCACCAUGUUGUUUUCAUGUUGUGUUGCCACCAUGUUGUUUUCAUGUUGUGUUGCCACCAUGUUGUGUUGCUGCCAUGUUGUUUUCAUGUUGGGUUGCUGCCAUGUUGUUUUCAUGUUGUGUUGCUGCCAUGUUGUUUUCAUGUUGGGUUGCUGCCAUGUUGUUUUCAUGUUGGGUUGCUACCAUGUUGCUGUCAUGUUGUGUUGUCUUAGGUCUCUCUUUAUGUAGUGUUGUGGUGUCUCUCUUGUCGUGAUGUGUGUUUUGUCCUAUAUUUUAUUUAUUUUUAAUCCCAGCCCCCGUCCCCGCAGGAGGCCUUUUGCCUUUUGGUAGGCCAUCAUUGUAAAUAAGAAUUUGUUCUCAACUGACAUGCCUAGUUAAAUAAAGGUUAAAUAACGGUUAAAUAAAAAUAAAAAGAAUAAUGUCCGGAACGUAGCAAAUGGAAACAUGUUUGAUGUAUUUGAUACCAUUCCACUGACUCCGCUCCAGACCUUACCACGAGCCCGUUCUCCCUAAUUAAGGUGCCACCAACCUCCUUUGGCCUAUGCUACUGUAGCCGGCUCAUAACAGCUUAACAAUGAAGUUCACCUACUGUAAGGGCCACCCAGACCCUAUAGCAGAACUAUAUUGACAUUUACAUUACAUUUUAGUCAUUUAGCAGACGCUCUUUCCAGAGCGACUUACAGGAGCAAUUAGGGUUUAAGUGCCUUGCUCAAGGGCAAAUCGACAGAUUUUUCACCUAGUCGGCUCAGGGAUUAGAACCAGCGACCUUUCGGUUACUGGCACAACGCUCUUAACCACUAAGCCACCUGACAAAUUACACAUAGCCUAACUAUAGAACGGGGGCCAGCGUCCACACUGGAGGAAAGUUUAUUGUUCUACAGCAGGCCUACAUCUGUCAAUCAACUGAUGGUCCAAUCAGCUGAUCAACUCAGCCCGGGAAACACUGUAGCCUAUUAUGGGGUUUCACACCUUUCAUGAUGUCACAAUGGAUAGGCUAACGGGUAGCCUACAGAAUGUAUUGGAAUAGAGUCACAUAACAAGGGGGCCUAUUGCAACCGUCGAGGGCACUGGGUUAUCGCCAGCCGAUGUCUGUUAAACCAUCAAUACGCGCUAAAUUCACCCGCACAGCUGAUCUCAAUUGCAACCAUUAUCGGUCCCCUCCAUUACCGCUCCCUAAAAGAUUGACGGUGUUACCCUUAGUCCUGCUUGCAACCAAAGUCUUUCAAGAUAUGUUCGCCCUCUGAUUGGUAUUGUAAUCAGAACAACUUAGUCCUUUUUGAACAGGCUAAGGGCGAUUUAUCUAUUUGACAAGCAUUCCAUACAAUAGAAAUCAAGUAUUUAUUCGUUUAACACUGCAAAUCUACUGUGGCAAUUUACCCGACACAUUGUAUGAAUGAAAACUAAUGUUGGUGUCAGGAUUGGGGUCAAUUCCAUUUCAAUUCCAGUCAAUUCAGGAAGUACACUGAAAUUCUAAAACCAAUUCUCUUCAAUGCGUUUCAAUGGGAAAAAUGAGAAAUUUGAAUUUGGUUUACUUUCUGAAUUUAAAUGGUGUUGACCCCAGCCCUGGUUGGGUAGUAUACUGUUAAUAUUUUAUUUGUUUCCUAUUUCAGUUAUCAUUUAAAUACAACUGUCUUUCAAAAUAAAAGUGUCUGGUAUGGUCAUUUCUUAUCAAGAUCGGGGGUAAAAUAUCCCUGGACUGUCCAUAUUUUAAAUGAUUGAGUUAUUUGUGCCAGAAGAGGAGGGGCCGGAAUCGAGCCCGCGCUGAUACGGUAGGUCUAUAUGUUCGCGCUGAAGGCAGCGGCCCUAACCGAUACACCACCCCAGGCCACGAUUGAACUACAUUUUGACAGAUGAUUCAUAACCUUUGUAGGGAGGAUGAUUUUGAUAGUUGGCACUGGUCCUCAUUGACUCGACUGCCCCCCCGCAUGGAGAGAAAGAGAACUGCUGGUUUUUUAGUGAACAAAUCUAAAAUCACGAGGCUCAUUUGAAUUUCAUGUUGCGCAGGAAAAUGAAUUAAGAUCUGACAUCUGUAGGUGCAACGUUCAGAUCUACACAAGAUUCUACAGUAGGAGUUAGUGAUGGGGAGGGAGAGGGGGGUUCACUUGAGGCCACUUGGUGUUCGUUUACAAUCAACUUCCUCUUCUCUUCCUGUACCCUACAAUGCUCAUUGUGACAUCAUAUCCGCUUUCCUCCCUCUUGUGUUUCUGUCAAAAUGGUCCACAGAAAAGGGAGCUACCCACUGGGCCCAGACGUCAGUUCAACGUCUAGUUUUGAUUCACAUUUGAUUAAGUUGUCCACUAAUGUGAAUUCAAUAAAAAUGUUUAACCAGUCAGUGGAUUUAGGUUCAAAGUUAGAGGGGAGAAAAAAAAGAAAACAUUCCCCAAAUUCCAUUACGUUGAUGACUUUUUGCUAAUCCAAUCAGUUUUCCACGUUGAUUCAACGUCACCACAUUUAGAUUUUUUGUUGUUGAAAUGACGUGGAAGCAACGUAGAUUUAGCAAAUUUGUGUCCAGUUGGAAGGGGUUGUUUCUGUACAGGGCCAAAAUGGGAUUAUUGACUUGUCAUUUUAGGAUCCAGGUUGUUGUGAUGUCAUAUCCUGUCUCUCUCUCUCUCUCUCUCUCUCCCCCAGUCGGUGCUGUUGCUAGGCGGAAUAGCGUUGGUGUGUCUGGCUCUGGACCUCCUCUUCCUCCUCUUCUACUCUUUCUGGCUGUGUUGCCGACGACGCAAGAACCAUGACGACACACACUCUCACUCACACACACACACACACCAGCCCCCCAACCCUGACUGCUGCUGUACCGCCUGGUGCGUCAUCAUCGCCACGCUCGUCUGCAGGUUAGUGGUAACACACACACACACACACACACACACACACACACACACACACACACACACAGGGCUGUACACGGAUGCACACACACACACCAACGUACGCAUGCACACUAACACACACACACACACAAACACAAACACAAACACAUGUACACAAUCAGGGAGGGAGGGAGAUUAUACACUGAGUAUACAAAACAUUAUGAACACCUGCUCUUUCCAUGACAUAGACUGACCAGGUGAAUCCAGGUGAAAGAUAUGAUCCCUUAUUGAUGUCACUUAUUAAAUCCACUUCAGUCAGUGUAGAUGAAGGGGAGGAGACAGGUUAAAGAAUGAUUUUUAAGCCUUGAGACAAUUGAGACAUGGAUUGUGUAUGUGUGCCAUUCAGAGAUGCCUUUGAACAGGGUAUGGUAGUAGGUGUCAGGUGCACCGGUUUGUGUCAAGAACUGCAAUGCUGCUGGGUUUUUCACGCUCAACAGUUUCCCGUGUGUAUCAAGAAUGGUCCACCACCCAAAGGACAUCCAGCCAACUUGACAUAACUGUAGGAAGCAUUGGAGUCAACAUGGGCCAGCAUCCCUGUGGAACGCUUUCAACACCUUGUAGAGUCCAUGCCCCGAUGAAUUGAGGCUGUUCUGAGGGCUAAAGGGGGUGCAACUCAAUAUUAGGAAGGUGUUCCUAAUGUUUUGUACACUCAGCGUAUAGUAUUCUCUAUAAGGCUAUAAUCCACCAGUCUGUUGUAGAUAGUUCAGUUCUGUGAGGAAGAAGAUGAUGCAACUAUAACAGUUCCUCUCCUCUUCCUGGAUUAUUCACACACCUGAUUGGUUGUUCAAUUGUCGAAGGAUUUCUGUUCUUAAUUGGUUUCCCAUUGUUGACGAUGUCAGAAGCAAACAUUUGAUUGGUUUCUGUAUUUGUUGUUGAUGACUCUAGUCUCAAAAUGGUGCCCUAUUCCCAAAAUAGCUGCUUUUGACUAGAGUGAGGGCACUAAAUAGGGAAUAGUGUGCCAUUUGUGAUGCAGACUUAGAUUUGAUCUCUUCCCCCGCCCCCCCCCCCAGGCUGUGGCUAAUCCUACUACGGCCUUGUGCGUGUAGAUCACUAUACUAUAGAUCACUAUACUAUAGAUCACUAUACUGUAGAUCACUAUACUAUAGAUCACUAUACUGUAGAUAACUAUACUGUAGAUAACUAUACUAUAGAUCACUAUACUGUAGAUCACUAUACUAUAGAUCACUAUACUGUAGAUCACUAUACUGUAGAUCACUAUAAUGUAGAUCACUAUACUGUAGAUCACUAUACUGUAGAUCACUAUACUGUAGAUCACUAUACUGGUAGAUCCUAGAUAGAUCACUAUACUAUAGAUCACUAUACUAUAGAUCACUAUACUAUAGAUCACUAUACUAUAGAUCCACUAUACUGUAGAUCACAUAACGUAGAUCACUAUACUGUAGAUCACUAUACUGUAGAUCACUAUACUAUAGAUCACUAUACUGUAGAUCACUAUACUAUAGAUCACUAUACUGUAGAUCACUAUACUGUAGAUCACUAUACUAUAGAUCACUAUACUAUAGAUCACUAUACUGUAGAUCACUAUACUAUUGAUCACUAUACUGUAGAUCACUAUACUGUGAUCACUAUACUGUAGAUCACCUAAUACUAUAGAUCACUAUACUAUAGAUCACUAUACUAUAGAAUCACUAUACUGUAGAUCACUAUACUAGAGAUCACUAUACCUGUAGGAUCACGAUACAUAGAUCACUAUACUGGAGAUCACUAUGCCUAUAGAUCACUUAUACGAUAGACACUAUACUAUAGAGCACUAUACUGUAGAUACUAUACUAUAGAUCACUAGACGAUAGAUCACUAUACUAUAGAUCAAUUAACGUAUGGAGAGAGAUGUAUGGAGAGAGAUGUAUGGAGAGAGAUGUAUGGAGAGAGACGUAUGGAGAGAGACGUAUGGAGAGAGACGUAUAGAGAGAGAGAUGUAUGGAGAGAGAUGUAUGGAGAGAGACGUUAGAGAGAGAUGGUGAGAGAGACGUAUGGAGAGAGACGUAUGGAGAGAGACGUAUGGAGAGAGACGUAUGGAGAGAGACGUAUGGAGAGAGACGUAUGGAGAGAGACGUAUGGAGAGGGAGAGAAGGAUGGAGGUAGAGCGGAGGGAGAGGAGGGACAGAGUCUGAAUAUGAUUGAAGAGGACUUCAGAGAAGACUGGUGAAGUCAUAUCUGUUAAAGAUAGUGUGUGUGUCUCUCUCUCUCUCUCUCUCUGUCUCUCUCUCUGUCUCUCUCUCGUCUCUUCCCCUCUCUCUCUUCUCUCUCUCUCUUGUGCUCUGUGUCUCUGUGUGUGUCUCUGUUGUGUCUCUGUUGUGUGUUUGCUUCAAAGGCCUCUACAUCUAAACUAAAAAGCGUAAGUGUAUUUUUGGGGGUAAAUCUGUUUAAACCUUUAAAGGCCUUGGGGGACAUAGCCUGUACUGUACUGCAGAAAGAAAUGUCCAUGAAAAUGAUCUGGAAUUUGGAGGAACUGGCCCAGUUUCAGUAGCACAGUUGGAAGCUGAAAACUGCUGAUCGGUACAGUAUACUGUUAGGUAAUCAGUUCCGUAUUUUGGGGAAAAUCCCUGGAAUUUCAGUGUUUAUAGAACCGUUUCUACACCAGGUCGUUGACCCUGUAACCAUAGUAACAGGGCCAGGAGGGGAGUGAGAGAGAAUCUGCAGUGACUUGUUUAGGUUCUCCCCCCCCCCCCCCCCCCCCCACCUCUCUCUCUCGCUCUCUCUCUCUGUCGCCCCCCCCCCCUCUCCCCCCAUCCCUCUCUCUCAGAUAAACAAGUGUAUUCUGUCUGUUCCGUGUGAAACAGUGUGAUAAUGUGAAACAGUGUGAUGUCAGAUUAGCCCAGUGUUUCUGAAAUAGAUGAUUUAGGUCAUAUUGGACCCUUUGGCUGGCUGGUGUUCACACGCGCACACACUCACUCACUCACACACACACACACAAACAACACACACACACCACACACACACACACACAAGCACGUUAUCGUCACACCCUUCUACACUGACUUGCAUCUCCCUUGGCAAACACAUAUCAAACACUGCACUCUGCUGCUCUCUCUCUCUCUCUCUCUCCCUCUCUCUCUCUCUCUCUCUCUCUGUCUCUCUCGCUCUCUCUCUCUCUCGCUCUCUCUCUCUCCCUCUUUCUUUCUCCCUGUCUCUCUCUCUUUAUUUCUCUGUAUCGUUCUGUCUCUGUUCUCUCUGGCCUAGAAAGGUUGCCAUGGAGACAGCAGCAGAUUUAAUGCAGAGAUGGCAGAUUAAUUAUAUAGUGAAGAGACAGGGAGCUGUGUGUGUGUGUGUGUGUGUGUGUGUGUGUGUGUGUGUGUGUGUGAGUGUGACUGGUGACUCAGUGGUAGAGAUGUGUUUUGCAGGUUUAAAUAUUUUAUGAUUAACUGUAAUAGUUGAUGUUAAAUAUUUGAUAUCGAGCUCUUUCUCGCUCUGUCUCUCUCUGGGUGUCUGUCUGUCUCUCUCUCUGGAUGUCUGUCUGCCUCUCUCUGGAUGUCUGUCUGUCUCUCUCUGGAUGUCUGUCUGCCUCUCUCUGGAUGUCUGUCUGUCUCUCUCUCUGGGUGUCUGUCUGUCUCUCUCUCUGGAUGUCUGUCUGUCUCUCUCUCUGGAUGUCUGUCUCCUUCUUCCGAUAUUUGUUGUUAGUUGGUUGCCGUGGGGGUUGUUUACCGGGUCUUUCUGGGCCCAUGUGACCAAUCACAUGGAAUCACUGUCAUUUGAAGACAGGAUAGAUUGACUCUGUAAGUCUCUAUAAGUCUCUAUAGGCCUAUGACUGUAACGGUCCCAUGGGCUAACUAAUUAUAUGUAGGGCUUGACAUUUUUGGUUCAAGUAGGAUAGAUUUUUUUACUUGUCCAUAGCUCGUCACUUGUCGUCGCUCCCCCCCCCCCAAAAAAAGGUCUGUAGCACAAUUUUUACAUCAUUGUAUGAUGCAAGGAACCACUUUACAAAAUAAAUGCAUUACUAUAUUUUUUUACCAUAGAGAAUCAGACAACAAUGUAGCGUAUUGGCUUCUUUGCAUAUUCAAGCCUGUCUCAAAAUACAUCACUGCCCCUUUUAAGGCUCUUCUGGAGGAUGGUUGGUCACCCUUGGUAGCCUACAAAAUAUUGCAACAUUACAGUUACAACCAAAUCAUUUUUAUGUCUUUAUAAAAUAAUUUCCCCUCCAGGGCUAGAAAUUAAGGGCGCCCUGUCGUCCAAUGGGAUGAUACAAAAUAUGUAUACGGUUUAAGACCGACUCUGGGAUGACAGAUCCUAAAUUCAUACAACCACUGCACAUAAUAAAUAAAUAAAUAAAUAAAUAAGCAAUGAGGCUGAUGCAACUGAUCAGACCGUUUAGCUUAAAAUGUUGAUAAAGUUGUUUUUUUCUUCAUAUUAUAAGCUCAACAAUGCACACGUGGCUGUAGGCUGUGCACAAAUGUUCCAAAAUGCAGUUGGCGGGAAAACACUGUUCUCAAAAGCGCACCGCACACAUGAGCGGUUUCAUGUGGCAGAGAUUAAAAUAUCCAUUGGAAAAUGAAGAAAGGGGAGAUCUAAAGAUGCAUCUACUAACUAGGGGUUGGCUAUUAUGACGAGGAUUAUGCCUGCUGGACAAUAAAAUAACGUUGAUUUGAAAACCAAUAGAACAUGAGAAACAUGCUGGUUUCAAUGGCAUAUUAAGUGGUCCUCUGUAGCUCAGCUGGUAGAGCACAGCGUUUGUAACGCCAAGGUAGUGGGUUCGAUCCCCGGGACCACCCAUACACAAAAAUUGUAUGCACGCAUGACUCUAAGUCGCUUUGGAUAAAAGCGUCUGCUAAAUGGCAUAUUAAAUAUUAUAUUAUAUAUUAUUGUAUUAUAUUAAGUGUUUAUGAAAUAAUUCCCUCAACAUUUUUAUGGUCAUAUUUUGGCUACAUUGAAACAAGGUAAGACAUGUUUUAAACAAUUAAGUUUAUGGUUAAAUAGUUUCAAAAUGCUGACCGCCUCCGCUCAGAUUCAAGGUGGGUGAUGUGCGGUGCUCAACAGGCACUGUCCUUCACUCUCCGGUCUUCUGACCAUUUGAUCCGAAUGAACCGUGCCUCGAGAAUCAAGCCUUUAGACGUUUAAUGUUAAUUAUCCUUCAUUAUAUUUGUCAAACAUGACUGGCGUUAAGCCUAUGUUUAUGUAUUUAAAACUCAUUCAAGUUUGGCUCCGUUUUCUGGCGACUCCCUCAUGUCAGCAUGGGUUUGGACAUGAGGUUUUAGUCAAUAUGCAGAUCAUUUUCACUUUGACAUCUAGGCUUUUUUAUUUAUGUACAUGGAAAAAUAGAUUUGAAAAUAAUUCCGAUGUUGGCCUCUGAUCCAAUUCUGAUCAGAGGAAUUGUUUGAUAUUGUGAUUUUUUUUUUUUUACUUAAAUCUAUAUUCUUCUUGUCCGAGUAUUUUCUUUACUUUACUGAGAUGUUUUUGAGAUGGGAUGUGAAGUUUGGAGAGGAAGCAUAACACAGCAUACACACGGGAAACUGUUGAGCGUGAAAAACCCAGCAGCGUUGCAAUUCUUGACACAAACCGAUGCGCCUGGCACCUUCUACCAUACCCCGUUCAAAGGCACUUCAAUCUUUUGUCUUGCCCAUUCACCCUCUGAAUGGCACACAUACAGUGGGGGAAAAAAGUAUUUAGUCAGCCACCAAUUGUUGACGUGUACCUAUGAUGAAAAUUACAGGCCUCUCUCAUCUUUUUAAGUGGGAGAACUUGCACAAUUGGUGGCUGACUAAAUACUUUUUUUCCCCCACUGUACACAAUCCAUGUCUCAAGGCUUAAAAAUCCUUCUUUAACCUGUCUCCUCCCCUUCAUCUACACGGAUGGAAGUGGAUUCAAUAAGGGAUCAUAUCUUUCACCUGAAUUCACCUGGUCAGUCAUGUUCCUCCUGGUGUUUUGUACACUCACUACGUACUCCUCUGUCACUGUUUCUGAGGCAACAGUGGCACUGACCUCACAGAGUGAGAGAACAAGCUUUUACUUAUCCUUCUGUCUCUCUCUCUCUCUCUCUCUCUCUCCAUUUCUCUUCUCUCUCUCUUUCUCUCUCCCCCGUCCUCUCUCUCUCCGAGUAGAGAGAAGAGAGAGCAUUCAAGGAGAGAUGAUAAGACGAGAGGAGAUAGAAGGAGUGAGAUAAAGAGAGAAGGGAGAGGGAGGAGAGAGAGCUAAGGAAAGACAGAGGGGAUAGAGGAGAUUUGUUUGAGUCUCCCUCCCCAUUCCUUCCAUUAUCUAGCAUACACACGGUUUGCUCCCCUACUCUCACCAAUCACGCCCAACCCCUCCCUCCUCCCCUCCCUCCUCCCUCCCUCCCUCCCUCCCCCCCUCUGAUUAAACGACAGAGCUCUUAAUGGUUGGACACAACACACACGGACAGGGUUUAACAGGGGGGUACUGUAGUUAAUGGUGUACAAUAAAGUGCUAUAAUGAUGGUUAUAAAUUGUCCAGUAUAAAUGUGUGUUGGACAGUUAGCCUACACAAGACCUCAUGACAGACUGAGACAGACAGAGGAGUGGUUAGUGGGGAUGAUCACCCUCCCUCCACAGUGUGUCUGUGCGUUAGUCCAUGUGAGUGAGGCUGCUGUUUAGAGAGAGGGGGGAGAAGGGGCCAGCGGGAGAAAAGAGGGGCACAGGAUGGAGGGAGGGAGAGAAGGGGGUGCCCGUGUGUGUGUGUGUGUGUGUGUCGGAGCCAGAGAUGCAGAAUAAUCACAUUAUGUGCGGUCUGGCGACCUGGCCAUUGUCCAGCCAUAGUGUGUGUGUGGUUCCUGGUAGUCCUAUAGGUGUAGGGAGAGAAUGGGGUCAUAGCUGUGUCUGUCUGUCUGUCUGUCCUGUCUGUCCUGUCUGUCCUGUCCUGUCCUGUCCUGUCCUGUCCUGUCCGUCUGUCUGUCUGUCUGUCUGUCUGUCUGUCUGUCUGUCUGUCUGUCUGUCUGUCUGUCUGUCUGUCUGUCUGUCUGUCUGUCUGUCUGUCUGUCUGUCUGUCUGUCUGUCUGUCUGUCUGUCUGUCUGUCUGUCUGUCUGUCUGUCUGUCUGUCUGUCUGUCUGUCUGUCUGUCUGUCUGUCUGUCUGUCUGUCUGUCUGUCUCUCUGACUGUCUGUCUGUCUGUCUGUCUGUCUGUCGGGUCUCUCUGUCGGGUCUCUCUGUCGUGUCUCUCUGACUGUCUGUCUGUCUGUCUGUCUGUCUGUCUGUCUGUCUGUCUCUCUGACUGUCUCUCUGUCUGUCUGUCUGUCUGUCUGUCUGUCUGUCUGUCUCCUGCUGGUGGGGAGAUGGAACAGCAAACACACAGCAGCAGCUUGACUGGGUCUGUGUGUGUGAUAUCGCCAAUGAGAUAACACUUCCUGUGAUAUCGCCAAUGAGAUAACACUUCCUGUGAUAUCGGGCGAUGAGAUAACACUUCCUGCUUCCUGUCUCUUCCGCAGUGCCGGCAUCGCCGUGGGUUUCUAUGGAAACGGGGAGUCAUGUGACGGAGCCAACCGCCUGGUGUAUUCUCUACGGCACGCCAACCGCACCGUGGCAGGGGUCGGCAAACUGGUGGGACAAACACACACAAUAACCACACAGAGCGCUAACAUCCCUCCACUUUCACCCUACCACACAGAGCGCUAACAUCCCUCCACUUUCACCCUACCACACAGAGCGCUAACAUCCCUCCACUUUCACCCUACCACACAGAGCGCUAACAUCCCUCCACUUUCACCCUUCCUUUCAAGACCUUCAAGAUUCCAAAAAAACACUCACAAAUGUGUGUCUGUCUGUCUCUCUCUCUCUCUCUAGGUGGCGGACAGUGCCCUGUCUCUGAACCAGACAGUGGAGGGAGGUCUGGUCCAGUUGGAGACGGCCUACUCUGAACAGACUGACUAUGUGUCCAUCGUCCAGAAGCUACAGGGUCAGCUGGAUGAACUGGUUAGACUGAUGGUGGACAUACCCUUCUGGAGUACCUCUGAUAUCUCACUGGAGGACCUGGCCAUCAAGACUGAAGCCUUUGACUGGUACAGGUGGGUUAGAGCUGUUUAAAGGUAGUAUACAGUGGGGGAAAAAGUUUUUAGUCAGCCACCAAUUGUGCAAGUUCUCCCACUUAAAAAGAUGAGAGAGGCCUGUAAUUUUCAUCAUAGGUACACGUCAACUAUGACAGACAAAUUGAGCAUUUUUUUUCCAGAAAAUCACAUUGUAGGAUUUGUAAUGAAUUUAUUUGCAAAUUAUGGUGGAAAAUAAGUAUUUGGUCACCUACAAACAAGCAAGAUUUCUGGCUCUCAAAGACCUGCAACUUCUUCUUUAAGAGGCUCCUCUGUCCUCCACUCGUUACCUGUAUUAAUGGCACCUGUUUGAACUAGUUAUCAGUAUAAAAGACACCUGUCCACAACCUCAAACAGUCACACUCCAAACUCCACUAUGGCCAAGACCAAAGAGCUGUCAAAGGACACCAGAAACAAAAUUGUAGACCUGCACCAGGCUGGGAAGACUGAAUCUGCAAUAGGUAAGCAGCUUGGUUUGAAGAAAUCAACUGUGGGAGCAAUUAUUAGGAAAUGGAAGACAUACAAGACCACUGAUAAUCUCCCUCGAUCUGGGGCUCCACGCAAGAUCUCACCCUGUGGGGUCAAAAUGAUCACAAGAGCGGUGAGCAAAAAUCCCAGAACCACACGGGGGGACCUAGUGAAUGACCUGCAGAGAGCUGGGACCAAAGUAACAAAGCCUACCAUCAGUAACACACUACGCCGCCAGGGACUCAAAUCCUGCAGUGCAAGACGUGUCCCCCUGCUUAAGCCAGUACAUGUCCAGGCCCGUCUGAAGUUUGCUAGAGUGCAUUUGGAUGAUCCAGAAGAGGAUUGGGAGAAUGUCAUAUGGUCAGAUGAAACCAAAAUAGAACUGUUUGGUAAAAACUCAACUCGUCGUGUUUGGAGGACAAAGAAUGCUGAGUUGCAUCCAAAGAACACCAUACCUACUGUGAAGCAUGGGUGUGGAAACAUCAUGCUUUGGGGCUGUUUUUCUGCAAAGGGACCAGGACGACUGAUCCGUGUAAAGGAAAGACUGAAUGGGGCCAUGUAUCGUGAGAUUUUGAGUGAAAACCUCCUUCCAUCAGCAAGGGCAUUGAAGAUGAAAGUGGCUGGGUCUUUCAGCAUGACAAUGAUCCCAAACACACCGCCCGGGCAACGAAGGAGUGGCUUCGUAAGAAGCAUUUCAAGGUCCUGGAGUGGCCUAGCCAGUCUCCAGAUCUCAACCCCAUAGAAAAUCUUUGGAGGGAGUUGAAAGUCUGUGUUGCCCAGCGACAGCCCCAAAACAUCACUGCUCUAGAGGAGAUCUGCAUGGAGGAAUGGGCCAAAAUACCAGCAACAGUGUGUGAAAACCUUGUGAAGACUUACAGAAAACAUUUGACCUGUGUCAUUGCCAACAAAGGGUAUAUAACAAAGUAUUGAGAAACUUUUGUUAUUGACCAAAUACUUAUUUUCCACCAUAAUUUGCAAAUAAAUUCAUAAAAAAUCCUACAAUGUGAUUUUCUGGAAAAAAAAUUCUCAUUUUGUCUGUCAUAGUUGACGUGUACCUAUGAUUAAAAUUAAAGGCCUCUCUCAUCUUUUUAAGUGGGAGAACUUGCUCAAUUGGUGGCUGACUAAAUACUUUUUUUCCCCACUGUAUAUGUUUAGUAUUAUAGUUAUAUCUUCUGGGGUAACUGAAGACCUGCCUCUGUGUUAUAUAUUGUGUUAUUUAUUUCCAGGUGGCUGGUGAACCUGACUCUGCUAUAUAUUGUGUUAUAUGGUGCAUUCGGAAAGUAUUCAGACCCCUUGACUUUUUUAACAUUUUGUUACGUUACAGCCUGAUUCUAAAAUGUAUUAAAUAGUUUGUUUCCCUCAUCAAUCUACAGACAAUACCCCAUAAUGACAAAGCAGAAACAGGUUUUAUACAUUUUUGCUAAUUUAUUUAAAAGAUUAACCUGAAAUAUCACAUUUACAUAAGUAUUCAGACCCUUUACUCAGUACUUUGUUGAAGCACCUUUGGCAGCAUUUACAGCCUCGAGUCUUCUUGGGUAUGACGCUACAAGCUUGGCACACCUGUAUUUGAGGAGUUUCUCCCAUUCUUCUCUGCAGAUCCUCUCAAGCUCUGUCAGGUUGGAUGGGGAGCGUUGCUGCACAGCUAUUUUCAGGUCUCUCCAGAGAUGUUCGAUCGGGUUCAAGUCCGGGCUCUGGCUGUGACACUCAAGGGCAUUCAGAGACUUGUCCCGAAGCCACUCCUGCGUUGUCUUGGCUGUGUGCUUAGGAUCGUUGUCCUGUUGGAAGGUGAACCUUCAGCCCCAGUCUGGGUCCUGAGCGCUCUGGAGCAGGUUUUCAUCAAGGAUCUCUCUGUACUUUGCUCCGUUCAUCUUUGCCUCGAUCCUGAUUAGUCUCCCAGUCCCUGCCGCUUAAAAACAUCCCCACAGCAUGAUGCUGCCACCACCAUGCUUCACUGGUCAUCAGACCAGAUAAUCUUGUUUCUCAUGGUCUGAGAGUCUUUAGGUGCCUUUUGGCAAACUCCAAGCAGGCUGUCAUGUGUCUUUUACUGAGGAGUGGCUUCCGUCUGGCCACUCUACCAUAAAGGCCUGAUUGGUGGAGUGCUGCAGAAAUGGUUGUCCUUCUGGAAGGUUCUCCCAUCUCCACAGACGAACUCUGGAGCUCUGUCAGAGUGACCAUCGGGUUCUUGGUCACCUCCCUUACCAAGGCCCUUCUCCCCCAAUUGCUCAGUUUGGCCGGGCGGCCAGCUCUAGGAAGAGUCUUGGUGGUUCCAAACUUCUUCCAUUUAAGAAUGAUGGAGGCCACUGUGUUUUUGGGGACCUUCAAUGCUGCAGAAAUGUUUUGGUACCCUUCCCCAGAUCUGUGCCUCAACACAAUCCUGUCUCGGAGCUCUAUGGACAAUUCCUUCGACCUCAUGGCUUGGUUUUUGCUCUGACAUGCACUGUCAACUGUGGGACUGUAUAUAGACAGGUGUGUGCCUUUCCAAAUCAUGUCCAAUCAGUUGAAUUUACCACAGGUGGACUCCAAUCAAGUUGUAGAAACAUCUCAAGGAUGAUCAAUGGAAACAGGAAGCUCAAUUUCGAGUCUCAUAGCAAAGGGUCUGAAUACUUAUGUAAAGAAGGUAUUUCUGUUCUUUAUUUUUAAUACAUUUGCAAAAAUAUCUAAAAACCUGUUUUCGCUUUGUCGUUAUGGGGUAUUUGGGUGUAGAUUUAUGAGGAAAAUAAUUAAUUUAAUCCAUUUUAGAAUAAGGCUGUAACAUAAUGUGGGAAAAGUCAAGGGGGUCUGAAAUCCUUUUCAAAUGCACUGUAUUGUGUUAUAUAUUGUGUUUUAUAUAUUUCCAGGUGGCUGGUGUACCUGACUCUGCUGCUCUUUGAUGUUCUGAUUUGUCUGCUGGUUCUGUUCGGACUGAUACGCAACUCUAAAGGCACUCUGAUUGGGUGAGCCACACCACAUGACGACCACAGAGAACUCUGAUUGGCUACCAGAAAGAUGGGAUGGAGGGAAAGAGAUAGGUCUGAGAGAGAGAAUUGAAUGAGGACAGGGAGAAGGAAAAUGAGUAGAAAAUAGUUACUAGUUAGAGGGGACAAGAAUAUGAGAGAGAAGGGGAGAGAGUAGCUGGUAGAGAGGAGAGAGAGAGGGAGAGAGGAGCUGGUAGAGAGAGAGAGAGAGGGGAGAGAGGAGCUGGUAAAGAGAGAGAGAGAAGGGGGGAGAGGAGCUGGUAGAGAGAGACAAAGAAGGGGAGAGAGGAGCUGGUAGAGAGAGAGAGAAGGGGAGAGAGGAGCUGGUAGAGCGAGAGAAGGGGAGAGAGGAGCUGGUAGAGAGAGAGGGGGAGAGAGGAGCUGGUAGAAGAGAGAAGGGGGAGAGAGGAGCUGGUAGAGAGAGAGAGGAAGGGGGAGAGAGGAGUGGUGGAGAGAGAGAGAAGGGAGGAGAGAGAGGGAGAUGGUAGGAGGGGGAGAGGAAGGGGAGAGAGGAGCUGGUGAGAGGAGCAACAAGAAGGGGAAAAGAAAAGGAGUGGAGAGAGAGUGAGAAGGGGAGUGGAAAGAGAGAGAGAGGAGAGAUGAGAGAGGAGGGAGGUCAAGAGGAUUGAGGAGAACAAAGGUAAAGACGAGGAUGGUGGGGGUAGAAGACGCUAACCGGCAGGGGAGAAAGACGAGGAUGGCUGUUAAGGUGACGAGACGAGUGGUAGAAAGAGAAGCAGUGGAGUGAAAGAGAGGUCGGGGUGGAGGAAAAGAGAGAGAGAGAGGAGAGAAGAAGAAGAGAGAGAGAAGGUGGAGAGAGAAGAGAGAGAGAGAGAGAGAGGGAGAGAGAGGAAGAGCGAGAGAUGAAGAGGGGAGUGAGAGACACAAUUAACACCAUCGGGAGAUAUGACAGGGUGAACAUGCGGAUCAAACGAAGAACCCAGAGAGAGGGGAAUAAAACACAUAAGCAGAGAGUCACAGAGGGAGAAACAGAGGACAGGGGAAGGAAAGAGAGAGAAUAAGGAGAAAGAGAGAGAGAAGAGAAAAAGAGAGAGAAACAAAGAAGCGCGAGAAAAGAGAGAAAAGCAGAGGAAGAGAAAAAAAGAGCCGAGAGACGAGAGAGAGCUAGCCGAGAGAGAUCGAGCGAAGAGCGAGAGAGAGUAGAGAAUCGCGAUAUACACUCUCCCUUCUAUCCCUAUCAAACACAACUAUAUUCCAUUCAGCCUCUCCUCUCCCCACUCCCACCCUUUCUCCCCUCUCUCUCUCUCCCCUCUCUCUCUCCCCUCUCCCCUCUCUCUCUCUCUCUCUCAGGGUGUGUUUGUUGGGUGUUCUGACUCUCGUCAUCAGCUGGGGGUCUCUGGGACUGGAGCUGGCAGCUGCCGCGGUGAGUGUCUCCAUGGAAACGUGUCGCUAGGACAACGGCAGUUUAUUUUGACAUUACAUAAUUUCACUGGAUUUCUAUUGGCUUAGACAAAGUAGUGCAGAUAAUUAAUAUGUAAAGUCAAUCCAAGUGACAAUCACCCUUAAGAUCUAAGAUACCUUACUUUCAAUUUGAUCUGUACUGUAUGUUUGGUUGUGGUUGUGUUGUGGUUAUGUUGUGAUUGUUUUGUGGUAAUGUUGUGAUUGUGUUGUGGUUAUGUUGUGAUUUUUUUUAGUGGUUAUGUUGUGUGUGGCUGUAUUGUGGUUGUCCGAUGGUCAUAUGGCCUCUCCUUCACAGACGGCCAGCGACUUCUGCGUUUCCCCGGAUACUUACAUCACCAGGGUAACCAAGGAGAACGCUGUCAUCAACCAAGGUAGGGGAACGAGGGAAGGACCAAGCUGGAUGGAAGGAGUUGGAGACUGAAAGAUAGAUGGAGAAAGGGACUGAAGGACAGGGGGAAGUGAUGGAUGGAUGGAAGGAGUUGGAGACUGAAAGAUAGAUGGAGAAAGGGACUGAAGUACAGGGGGAAGUGAUGGAUGCAUCUCUGUCCUCUGGGGUCCAUCAACCUUCACCCUGACUCUGAUCUCACCACUGUGUGUGUUCCACUGGGGAAUAUAUAUGAUUGACAGUUUGCUAUCUGAAAGCCCUAUCUCUCUGUGGCUGUUUAACGCUCCAGCAACUCUUCUCUCUCCUGACUGUGUGUGUGUGUAUCCUUCAUCUUUUCAUUCAAGCUAUUGUCUUAUUAUCGACCUCCGUCUUAUUAUCUACCUCCGUCUUAUUAUCGACCUCCGUCUUAUUAUCUACCUCCGUCUUAUUAUCGACCUCCGUCUUAUUAUCUACCUCCGUCUUAUUAUCGACCUCCGUCUUAUUAUCUACCUCCGUCUUAUUAUCGACCUCCGUCUUAUUAUCUACCUCCGUCUUAUUAUCGACCUCCGUCUUAUUACCGACCUCCGUCUUAUUACCGACCUCAGUAUUAUUACCGACCUCCGUCUUAUUACCGACCUCCGUCUUAUUACCGACCUCCGUCUUAUUACCGACCUCCGUAUUAUUAAUGCAGUCAGUCUGUCCAGAGUGAGCUUAUCUCAUUAUUCUACCCUCCUCUCUCCUUAUUAUUAUUAGUAUUAUUCAUUUUAGUAUUAUUUAUUAGUAUUAGUAGUAUUAUUAGUAUUAGUAAAAUGUAUUAGUAUUAUUAUUAGUAUUAGUAUUUUACAAUGGCUUUUUUUUCUUCUUCUCCCAGACAAUUGGCCAGUUUUAUUUAUCGUUUUUUUUUUUUUUUAAUCAGCCAAAAGCCGGCUAUUACCGGCUAACAGAAGCCCUUGUGGGUUGGGUUGGGUUGGGUUGGGUUGGGUGUUUACAUUGGGGUUGAUAGUCUUGCUCAGCAGCCUGUUUCAGUUCAUGUUUGUUUGUUCCUUAUCAGUCUGAGUUUUAAUCAUUUACUGAUGCAUUUACUGAUGCAUUAUAACUCGUUUUUCAACCACUCCACAAAUGUCUUGUUAACAAACUAUAGUUUUGGCAAGUUGGUUAGGACAUCUACUUUGUGCAUGACACAAGUAAUUUUUCCAACAAUUGUUUACAGAUACAUUAUUUCACUUAUAAUUCACUGUAUCACAAUUCCAGUGGGUCAGAAGUUUACAUACACUAACUUGACUAUGCCUUUAAAUGGCUUGGAAAAUUCCAGAAAAUGAUGUCAUGGGUUUAGAAGCUUCUGAUAGGCUAAUUGACAUCAUUUGAGUCAAUUGGAGGUGUACCUGUUGAUAUAUUUCAAGGCCUACCUUCAAACUCAGUGUCUCUUUGCUUGACAUCAUGGGAAAAUCAAAAGAAAUCAGCCAAGACCUCAGAAAACAAUUUGUAGACCUCCACAAGUCUGGUUCAUCCUUGGGAGCAAUUUCCAAACGCCUGAAGGUACCACGUUCAUCUGUACAAACAAUAGUACGCAAGUAUAAACACCAUGGGACCACGCAGCCGUCAUACCGCUCAGGAAGGAGACGCGUUCUGUCUCCUAGAGAUGAACAUACUUUGGUGCGAAAAGUGCAAAUCAAUCCCAGAACAAUAGCAAAGGACCUUGUGAAGAUGCUGGAGGAAACAGAUACAAAAGUAUCUAUAUCCACAGUAAAACGAGUCCUAUAUCGACAUAACCUGAAAGGCCGCUCAGCAAGGAAGAAGCCACUGCUCCAAAACCGUCAUUAAAAAGCCAGACUACGGUUUGCAACUGCACAUGGGGACAAAGAUCAUACUUUUUUGAGAAAUGUCCUCUGGUCUGAUGAAACAAAAAUAGAACUGUUUGGCCAUAAUGACCAUCGUUAUGUUUGGAGGAAAAAGGGUGACGCUUGCAAGCUGAAGAAAACCAUCCCAACCGUGAAGCACGGGGGUGGCAGCAUCAUGCUGUGGAGGUGCUUUGCUGCAGGAGGGACUGGUGCACUUCACAAAAUAGAUGGCAUCAUGAUGAAGGAAAAUUGUGGAUAUAUUGAAGCAACAUCUCAAAACAUCAGUCAGGAAGUUAAAGCUUGGUCACAAAUGGGUCUUCCAAAUGGACAAUGACCCCAAGCAUACUUCCAAAGUUGUGGCAAAAUGGCUUAAGGACAACAAAGUCAAGGUAUUGGAGUGGCCAUCACAAAGCUCUGACCUCAAUCCUAUAGAAAAUGUGUGGGCAGAACUGAAAAAGCGUGUGUGAGCAAGGAGGACUACAAACCUGACUCAGUUACACCAGCUCUGUCAGGAGGAAUGGGCCAAAAUUCACCCAACCUAUUGUGGGAAGCUUGUGGAAGGCUACCCGAAACGUUUGACCCAAGUUAAACAAUUUAAAGGCAAUGCUACCAAAUUCUAAUUUAGUGUAUGUAAACUUCUGACCCACUGGGAAUGUGAUGAAAGAAAUAAAAGCUUAAAUAAAUCAUUCUCUCUAAUAUUAUUCUGACAUUUCACAUUCUUAAAAUAAAGUGGUGAUCCUAACUGACCUAAGACAUGGAAUUUUUACUAGGAUUAAAUGUCAGGAAUUGUGAAAAACUGAGUUUAAAUGUAUUUCGCUAAGGUGUAUGUUCUUCCGACUUCAACUGUGUGUAUAUGUGGUACAUAGUAGGUGUGUCCAAACUUUUGACUGGUACUAUCUAUAUAUAUAUAUAUAUAUGUAGCUCAGCAGGGAUGUAGCUCAGUUGGUAGAGCAUGGCGUUUGCAACGCCAGGGUUGUGGGUUCAAUUCCCACGGGGGGCCAGUAUGAAACAUAAAAAUAAAAUAAAAAAUGUAUGCACUAACUGUAAGUCGCUCUGGAUAAGAGCGUCUGCUAAAUGACUAAAAUGUAAAUGUAAAAUGUAGUACCAGUCAAAAGUUUGGACACACCUACUCAUUCCAGAGUUUUUCUUUAUUUUUACUAUUUUCUACAUUGUAGAAUAAUAGACAUCAAAACUAUGAAAUAACACAUAUGGAAUCAUGUAGUAACCAAAAAAGUGUUAAACAAAUUAAAAUAUAUUUAUAUUUGAGAUUCUUCAAAUAGCCACCCUUUACCUUGAUGACAGCUUUGCACACUCUCGGCAUUCUCUCAACCAGCUUCAUGAGGUAAAUAUAUAUUUUGAUUUGUUUAACACUUUUUUUGGUUACUACAUGAUUCCAUACAUGUUAUUUUCAUAGUUUUGCUGUCUUCACUAUUAUCCUACGAUGUAGAAAAUCGUAAAAAAAAUAAAGAAAAACCCCUUGAAUGAGAAGGUGUGUCCAAACUUUUGACCGGUAGUGUGUCUGAUUGUUUGAGCGUCCUUAUAUAGACUGUGUUUCUCCUCAUUACCAUACUCUAUCAUCUUCAUUAUACAUUAUCGUCUUUAGGGAUCGUUGUAAAUAAGAAUUUAUUCCAUUUGAUCUGAUUCAAUAGUGGGUUAAAUAAAUACAUUAUUGAAUGUCGAUAUGCGUCUGUUUUUCCUCUCAGAUAUCCUGCAGUAUUACCUGAGGUGCAGCAGUGGCCAAUCAAAUCCUUUCCAGCAGGUACGACUCCGCCUCCUCCACACACACAUUCUAAUCAGGAAGAAUGAAGGGCUGUACUGACGUCCUGUGUGUGUGUGUGUUUUGCAGAAGCUGUCUGGCAGUCACAAAGCCCUGGUUGAGAUGCAAGAUGACGUGGCAGAACUACUACAAUCAGCUAUACGGGAUUACCCCAACACCAAGGUAGGGGGGUGUGUGUGUGCGGGUGUUCAUGCGUGUGUGCUUUCGGUGCGUGUGUAUGUGUCUGUGAGAGUGUAACCUCUGCUGUGGCUCCCUAGGGGAAUCUGGAACAGAUCCAGACCGUAUUGAACUCUACUGAGGUUGGCCUUCAUCAACUCACCGCUCUAGUCGACUGUCGCAGCCUGCACAUGGUGAGAUACAGGGGAGGAGCGCCUCUACUUCAAAAUAAAUCAAUAUAUCACCCCCUCCCUCCCCCUGUUCAUAACUGUUCAUUAUUUAUCGAUGGGGGUAGCUACUGAUCCGGGGUUCAUCUCUCUCUCUACCUCUGGAGCGGCUCUCACUGCUAGGAGUCUACGCCCCCUCACUCUAUCUCCGCACUUUCGCGUGCUGCUUCGAUGUCGUAUCGCUAGCUGCUUCUCAGAUACGAUCUCAUCGGUCGUUCAUUCGAUCGCUCGUUCGGAGCUCUGAGCUAUUCCAUCUCCUAGCUAUACUCUAGAUAUCUCUCUCUCUCAUAUCUCUGUCUCUGCUCUCUCUAGAUCUCUAUGCAUCAUCUCUCUCUUCUCUCUUCUCAUCUCCGAUCUCUCCUCUCUCUCUCUCCUUCUCUUCUCUCUCUCUCAUCUCACCCUUCAUGAAAAUGACAGUGAUUUCCCUCUUCUUGAAGUCCAGAAAGAAAAAGCUUUUUAAAUCCCACCUCCAUUACACCUUGAUGCUUGUCAACGGUGGCCAUUUUCAAACGGUGUUGUCGUGACUGUUGUGAUGAGUAAGAGUUGUUACCAGGGAGAUCUCAAACCACCAAGCUGUCUCUUUCCUCAAAUCAAACAACUGACAACAACCCUCAUAGGACAAUAUGACUCACUACUGCUCUUCUCUCCUCUCCACUUCUCACUUAUUCACUUCUCUUAUCCUCUUCCUCCCUUCUCUCUUCUUCACUUCACUUCUCUUAUCCUCUUCUCUCUUCCUCUCCUCUCCUCUCCUCUCCUCUCCUCUCCUCUCCUCCUCCUCUCCUCUCCUCUCCUUCCUCCUCUACUCUCCUCUCCUCUCCUCUCCUCUCCCUCUCUGUUGUUCCUCCUCCUCUCCUCCAAGGACUAUGUCCCAGGAUCUACACAGGGUGUGGUGUGAAUAUUGUAAGUGUUUCCAGGACUAAUGUGCCAGGCUCUAAACAGGGUGGUGUUAUAUUGUAGUGUUCCAGGACUAUGUCCAGGAUCUAACAGGGUGGUGUUAUAUUGUAGUGUUCCAGGACUAUGUCCAGGAUCUAACAGGGUGGUGUUAUAUUGUAGUGUUCCAGGACUAUGUCCAGGAUCUAACAGGGUUGUGUUAUAAACUGUGUUGCUGUGUUGUGUUCCAGGACUAUGUCCAGGCUCUAACAGGGUUGUGUUAUGAUGGAGUGGAAGGGCUGAUCUACCUGGUGCUGUUCUCCUUCAUCACGGCUCUCAUGUUCUCCUCCAUCGUCUGCAGUGUGCCGCACACCUGGCAGAGCAAGAGGUAACACACCCGAACACACACCUGAACACACACACACAACACAAACACCUGAACACACACAUCUGGCCCAUUCCCUGCUAAGACACUGAUCAGAUCUUACUACUACUAAUACUACUACUACUACUACUACUACUACUACUACUACUACUACUACUACUACUGCUACUACUACUACUACUACUACUGUACACAGCCUUCAUGUUUAGUCUAGUGCAUCUGUCUGUUUGUCUGUCAGACUGUCGUCGGUCUGCCUGUAUACACCUGUCUCCCAGUUUUCUUUCACAUCUUCUAGUUGGUUCAACACCGUUAUUUUCUGUCCCCCCUCCUUCUGUUUCUCCUCCUCCUCCUCGUCCUCCUUUCUCCUUCCAAUGUUCUGAUUCGGAAAACCUGUGACUCGGAAUCGGGACGAUGGAAUCGUCAGUAACAGUUGAUGGGAACACGGAUCAUAUCAUAUAGAUAAAGGGUCAUUGACGGUUUGGCCCAUGGCGUAUAUUUUGGACUAUACAUUGACUUCUCAAUUGACAUCUCUAGUGACAGAGAUUCUAUCUACCCCCGCAUCGACCUACACCUGAUGUUUCUAUCAUCUAGAGGAGAGCCACUGGCAGAGUGCUUCAUAUAAGGACUGGUUUUUGAGCCCUUUUUGUGUGGAUGAGUUGUGUGUGUGGAUGAGUUGUGUGUGUGGAUGAGUUGUGUGUGUGUGUGUGGAUGAGUUGUGUGUGUGGAUGAGUUUGUGUGUGUUGUGGUGUGUGUGUGUGUGGAUGAGUUGUGUGUUGUGUGUGGAUGAGUUUGUGUGUGUGUGUGGAUGAGUUGUGUGUGUGUGUGUGUGUGUGUGUGUGUGUGUGUGUGGAUGAGUUUGUUGUGUGUGUGGAUGAGGUGUGUGUGUUGUGUGUGUGUGUGUGUGUGUGGAUGAGUUGUGUGUGUGUGUGUGUGUGUGUGUGUGGAUGAGUUGUGUGUGUGUGUGGAUGAGUUGUGUACAGCUCUUUAUGUGAGUGUGACAGCAGUAGAACCUUAUGAAAUAGUACUGCUGCCCCCUGGUGGUCUAAAGCGAUAGCAGUUGAAGCUUCUCCUUAAACCAGUGCUGGCCUCUUCACAGCCCAUUCAAUCUAAUGACCAAUCUAAAGUUCUACAAACAUAGUUUAUAUCCUGUUUAGUUGACCUGUACUCCACCACCUUCCCAAUAAGCACACGUCCUAUCUGAUUAUUUCCAUAUUUUCCGUUGACAAUCGUUAUACGUUUUUUUAUCAUUGUAUGUCACAGCAGAAAAUGGUUUACCAACUGCGGCCAUUUUUUUCUUACCUGAUUCGUUUUUUUUUCGGACAUUUUGUAUGAAUUUGUAUUAUUUAUGGUGCACUCAAGAGUUCAGAUGCAUGAAUCAAAUAGCUUGAAAUGAAUGCUCGCUGUGGGGAGUCAGUCAUUGCCUGCAGUUCAGGGGAAUCGAUUCAGAUGAUUCCUUUCUAAAUAAGCUAAGCUUCGCUCCUUUCCUCUUGCUGUAUAUCCUUGCUGCUAAGGCAAAGCUGCUACUGAGGAUGGUGAUGAUGGUGAAAGCUGUAUGAUAUCUCUGGCUCCUUCUAUAAUUGGCUGAAAUAGACUUCUGAUCUUUGACCCCUGACAGUGUUCUGUGACCUCUGUGCACCUCUGUGCUUUGGGGUGGGUUGGUGCCUGGGGGUUGGUGGUGGUGGGGGUGUUUUAGGGGGUGUUUUGGGGUUAUUCUUGCCUGGCAUCUCUCUGUUGCACAAUACCAAUACAAGAGAAAUUAGGUGGUUUAGUGUGAACCUGCCCCUAGACCCUGAUCUUGGGUCAGUUUAGCAUUUUCCCCACUAAUGGUUAAGGUCAGGUUUGUGUGAGGGGAAGCUGAUCCUAGAUCUGUACCUAGGGGAAAUUCACCCCGAGUGUGUAUUAUCCUCCUCCAGGGGUCCUAUGAGUCUGAGUUGACCCUCUAUCAGCUCCUCUCUCCUCUGUUCUCACUCACUGUCUCUCUCGGAUCUCCCCUCCCUCCCUCCCCCUCCCUCCCAUCUACCCUCACCUCCCUUCACCUCGCCCGGCCCCUCCCCCCUGGCCCUGGCCAAUGAAGGACGGAUGAUGAGGAUGGCGAAGACGAGUCUGGCGCCCACGGCAAUCGGGGGGCGGGUCCUCAUGAUAACCUGUACCGCGUGCACAUGCCCAGCCUCUACAGCUGUGGUAGCAGCUACGGCAGCGAAGCUAGCAUCCCCGCUACGGCCCACACUGUCAGCAAUGCCCCUGUCACUGAGUACAUGUGAGUUAGCACCCCACCGGUAGCCGCUAGCCAAAACAACACACUGCCUGCUACACAAGCUCAAGCUAGCAACGCGAUCGCCAUUGCCUGCCAUACAUUAUCACUAGCUAGCGAGUGAGUUAGCCUGCUAGCCACGUGAGUUAGCACCGCUAGCAGAAUCGACACACUGCCUGCUACACAAGCUCAAGUUAGCUACGCGAUCGCCAUUGCCUGCCAUACAUUACCGCUAGCGAGUGAGUUAGCCUGCUAGCCACGUGAGUUAGCACCGCUAGCAGAAUUGACACACUGCCUGCUACACAAGCUCAAGUUAGCCACACGAUCGCCAUUGCCUGCCAUACAUUAUCGCUAGCUAGCGAGUUAGCCUGCUAGCCACAUGUCAGUUAGCACCGCUAGCAGAAUCGACACACUGCCUGCUACACAAGCUCAAGUUAGCUACGCGAUCGCCAUUGCCUGCCAUACAUUACCGCUAGCGAGUGAGUUAGCCUGCUAGCAUAAACAAAACACUGCCUGCUAUCAGUUAGCUAUCAGUUACCCUUGAGAAGCUACACUGCCUGCUCAGCAAUAUACAUUAGGCUACAUGUGAGUUAGCCUGCUAGCCAUAUCUGAGUUAGCCUUUACCAGAAACACAUUGCCUGCCUGCCAUACAAGUUAGCUAUUGCAUGCUACCAAUUAGCCACACAAUUGCCAUUGAUUGGUAUCGGCCUACCGUAAAGCUACAGCUAUAGGGUGUGAGUUAGCUUACUAGCCGUUAGCGGGAACCCAUUGCCUGCCAGUCAUUAGCUAGCACAUGAUAGCUAGUCCGUCACUGAUCAUUUGAGCUGCAUGGACUCAGACAGAUGUUGACACUAUUGUAGUAUGUAACCACCAGGCUGCACAUUGAAGGCAGAUACACUCACAAACAUAUAAAGUAGCCUAAGUUAUUUUAUUCAGUAAAGAGUCCCCAUAUCUUCAUGUCACUGAUAAGGACCAUGUUAGGGAUCAUUGUAAGCAUGAUGCCCAAUACUGUUUUGAUAUAGUGAAACGCAUAUCAAUCUGCAUGGUUUUAAUGUUGUGGCUUACAAGGCUUUACAGCGUUCGUCCACACACAUGAUGACUGCAGUACAUGCUUCUCAUCCCCAUCCUCUUAAAUAACGCACUUCAGUCAACGUACGUCAGUAAAUCAAUAGGCCUACAUACAUUUCAAUAGUCAAGUAAGUUAAGUUAUGCGUUCAUUUAUCCCAUUGAGUAUACCACUGAUACAACUACACAGAAAAUAAUAAAUGAUAAUAAAAAAUAAUAAUACAAAAAUAAGAUGUUAUAUUGUCACAAUCACCGGAUAGGUGCAGUGAAAUGUGUUGUUUUACAGCAGCGGCCAUAGUAGCACGGCACCCCUGGAGCAAAUUGGGGUUAAGUGCCUUGCUCAAGGGCACGUUGACCUUUUGGUUACUGGGCCAAUGGUCUAGCAAGUCAACAACCAGCGCCAGGACAAUAAUACAGCAGACAAGGUGCUUCUGAUGGGGACGACGACCACAACUCCGUCCUCUUGAAGUGUGCACUCAUCCACUACUCCCUACAACUGUAAAAAGCAUUUGAUUGGUGUUGGCAUUGGGCUAGAAUACCAGAUGGAGUUUCCAUAUUCCAGUCAUAUUCGUGAAAGGAAGUGAACAAGUGCACACUUCGGGAGAAAGGAGAGAUCAUUUGGGACGCAAUCUAGUUGUGGUAGGGAGGACUGUAGUGUAGGAAGUGACAUCAGUAACCAGGAAGUGACCUCAGUAACCAGGAAGUGACCUCAGUAACCUCUCGUUUGUGACGCAGGAGCCAGAAUGCAAACUUUCAGACCCCCAGGUGUGAGAACACGCCUCUGAUUGGCAGGGAAUCCCCUCCACCCUCUGUAAGUGCACACUUUCUAGUACACCCUCUCCCCUCCACCCUCUGUAAGUGCACACUUUCUAGUACACCCUCUCCCCUCCACCAUUUGUAAGUGCACACUUUCUAGUACACACUCUACUACAGUAUGCCCCCUCCGAACCCCGAAGGUGUUUCACCUUUGAGUGGCGAAACACCUUUGCAAAGGUCAUUUUGGCAGCCUGGAUUUUUAAAUGUAAUAGUUUGUAUUCAAAACAGGUCUUUAGUCUGACAGAACACAGAUGAAAAAAAUACCCCUCCAUUUUGUCGGUCUCUAAUUCUGAUGUCAACUCUGGUUAGUCUGUUUUGCAUCUCAAAUGGCACCCUAUUCCCAGUGGGUCCUGGUCAAAAGCAGUGCACCAUAUAGGGAACAGGGUGCUAUUUGGGACGCGCUCAAUUAUUUUAAACAUGUUCCCACAAGGUCUAGGUAAGAGGAGAAAACAGAGGUGAAGUUUCAAGCUGAAGGCUAUUCAUUCCAUCCGUCUGGGCCAGUGGUGCUAACCAUUUGGUGGUACAAGACUUUACCUCUUGUGCCUCUCCUUGAAUCAAACUGUAUCGCUGCAUCAUCAGGUGUAACUGUAUUCUCAAUAAAGAAGUACAGAGACUGGGUUUGGCACAGCAAACCCUUGAAGAGCUCUCUUAUAUCUGUAUACCUCUUCGUAGGAAUACAAAUGGGUUUUUUGCACGUGCUCUUUCUUUUGAGACUCUUGGUGUCUUGACGCUGGGUUUUCCUUUUAUACGUUGUAUCUCUUGAGUCUGUGGACGGGCGAUACUGACGGUUGCACAGCGUUCCAGUACAGCCAUUGGUUAAGCUGGUUGUUCCGAAGGCGUUUACCGCGAAGUCCCGGAGUGACUUCCUGUCCAUGUCCGUCCUUAAUUCGUGUCCCCCUGGGGAAACCACAGCCCAAGCUCCUUAAGUCCUGUCCCCAUAGUGUGUCUGUGUGUACACGUCCUGUAGAUGCAUGUGUCCCCUGUAUCUGUCCCUCUGUCCCCUGUCAUAACUAAACAUCACUACUAGUUCUUCACCUGGGGUGUAUUCAUUACGGAAACUGUUUACCGUUGAAGAACCAAUCGGAAGCAAACAGCAAAACGAGAGAUUCUAUUGGACAAAUUCAGGUAGGUUCCUCCCCGUUUCGUUCUGUUUGCUUCCGUUUUAAGAAGCGUUUUGCAACAGAAUCGGAGGAAUGAAUGCACCCCUGAUUCACAGGGCCACUGCUGCGAACCACCCAUAGAGGUGGAUAGAGGUCACACUUUCCACAAAGGUUUAGAAGCAAAGAUGUGCCCUCUAUCCAACUCUAUGACAUCACCUCAUCCACCACCACCGUCUAGCUGUAGACACCACCUUGGUUUGGUGACGCACGGUGGCCAUUUUGUGCCUCAUGGCUCACCAAGCAUCAGUUUCCACAUUAGAGAUGGGGAAACUGAGAAACUGGAAACCCAGCGCUACAGUACUCCCUCACUAAGACCACUGACUAAUACCAGGCUAACCUAACCUUCUACAUCAGAAUUAGAGCACUAAUACAAUUGAUCAAUGAAAUAAUUGAUACUAUUUCCUGUCUAAAAAUAAUCUAAGAUUAUAAUCCUAAUCUUUGUAGUGAUAUUUGUUGUUUUUAAUCCACUACCUCCGGCUGUCCAAAUGACUAGGGAAGUGUUAUACUGUGUGUUGGUGUAUGUUGCUUGUUUACCAUAGUGUUUCACUCUACCAACCCCCCCCCGUCCUCAACUCUCUCUGUCUCUCUCUGUCUCUGGACACUUGUAAGCAGCAUAUCUCUACAUACCCUUCCCUACUCACUCCCCCUUUAAAGUACACUAGUAUACAUACUCUUCCCUACUCACUUCCGGUUGAUACUGCUGGAGAAUGAGUCAGAUUUGGGCAGUGUUGAUGGCUACACAAUAUUUCUUUUUUGUUAUUUUUUUUAUUUCUCUUACAACCCCCUCCUACACUCUCUUCCAUCAAGCCUCGUAACUCUCUUCCCUACCCCGAUUUCUACUACGACCUAACACUAUCUCUCUCCCAACGUCCUCCUAUAGACAGAGAGCACCUUCGUAUAUUCCCCGCGAAAUGUGCUAGACCAUCUGAGAGAUCUCGAGUCUCCGACACUAACACUCGGGCGUCUCUUGAGGGGCAUAGAGCAUCUCCUCUCCACCUAAACCACCUCUUUCUUUCUCUUCCCCCUAUGUCUCUCUCUCUCUCUCCCCCCCUACCCCUCUUUCUGUCUCUUCCCCCUAUGUCUCUCUCUCUCUUUCUCUCCAGUACACCUCGAGUAUGAGGGCCAAGUAUCUGGCCACCAGUCGACCGGACCAGAACCGACGGUCAGUCCCCAAUGACCAGUUGGACCCGGCCAGCCGACCACAUCCCCUCGCCAGACCACAGUCCUCUGUCCACUAGAACCUUCCAGAACCUACCAAAACAUACCAGAACCUACUAUAACCUACCAGAAUCUUCUAGAAAGAACUCAUCAACCACUAAAGAACAGGAACAAACCCAGUACCAAUUCUUAAUUCCACUAAAGAACCACAACCCACGAGAACCACCAACUCCUUAGAACCUAUUGACACAGUAGUCCACUUAUAGAACCAGAACCACUAAGGAUCAUAACCACCUCCUCAGCCCAUAGGAACCACUAAAAUAAUACUUAUCUGAUUCACCUGAACAGACCACAGUGGGUUGAAAAGCAGAGCCAACCAACGGACCAACCAGCCCAACUCACCAGCACCAACACUCUAGAACAGAACCUCAACUCAUCAGCCAACCAUCAGCCAACCAACACCAACCUACCUACAGACUCCAGAAGAUCACCAUGAACCCUGUAGAUACCCCCCCCCCCCCCCACCU